AGACUUGACUUCUCGUCAUCAAAUACCCAAAAUACCCUGGCAUGCAAAUAUCUCCCGCUGGGUGCAACCCGUGGCGCACGUUGGUUACCAUUCCAGACGCCAUGGUGUCCUGUCGCUGCGCCGUCCUGCCCCACCCUGCCGGAGUGGUCCCUCGUCGCCGGCAACACCUACCCGCACAGGCGUUCUGCGGGGCGGAGAGGAGGAGGCGGCGGCGGCUCGUGAGCUUCGAGGCGCCGCCUCGGUGCCACAAGAUGUAUGUUCCCGGCUUUGGAGAGGGCUCCCCAGAGAAAAAGGCGGCGAUUAGUCUGCUGAACUUCUUCAAUUACCUGGCCGUCAGGAUUGUGCUGGCACAGCUUGAGAGUUACAACCGAGAAGCCUAUGUUGAGCUCAAGGAGUUCACCAGCCGCAACUCCGUGAACGACGCUGAUAGUUUCUGCAAAAACCUGAUCCGCGAGUCGCCAAGACACAAGGCAUUAGGGUUUGCUCAUGCAUCUGCGACCGCAGGUUCGAUCGGCUUAUAUGAAGAAUGAUUUCGAGUGGGACAACCUGAAGAAGCUAUCGUUCAAGAUGGUUGAUGAGGCCAAUAUAAAGCUCAUGAGGGAUUAUGUCCUGGAGACCAGCCACAUAGAAGACGACGAGUGAAGAUAUCCCAUGUACCCUCGGCACGUCUGCCGUGCAGGCCUCGAUCGAUCGACAGCUCUGCACACGCACAGGAUUUGAUUAUGUUCUUUUAUUACCAAGUGCGGUUCAAACUCCGUGUAUUUGGGACUGGAAAUUAUCAGAUAACGUGACGAUGCGCGCUAAAGGAUUAUACCACGCUGAAACUGAAUCCACGGCAUCCUGAAUCAAGUGCUAUUCCCAGUGUUUCACAA
Molecule: messenger RNA, 872 nt
Organism: Triticum urartu
Lineage: Eukaryota; Viridiplantae; Streptophyta; Magnoliopsida; Poales; Poaceae
Gene: RBCX1
Product: Chaperonin-like RbcX protein
Biological process (GO): ribulose bisphosphate carboxylase complex assembly
Molecular function (GO): protein folding chaperone
Source: RefSeq, a predicted model, not a curated record